ACGCACAUUUCGACACCAUGAAUCGUCUCAAGCUCUUUGGCCGCGACAAACCCAAGCUUACCAAGGUCGUCUCAGGCACAGACGCGCCAGGCGUUGGCAUCGACGAGGACAUGUCCAAUCUCCCACCACCCAUAUUCGCCCCAAAUCCACACCAUUAUGGCGAGGAGACUCUCUCUGGCCGUGCCUCUUCGGACUCCUACUGGGAACCCGCAUCCCAAGCAUAUGAUGAUCCCUACGCUAUGCCCGGCAACGGCGCCUACGCACCGCCCAUAUCUUCCUCCCAGCCCCCAUCAUCCCAGAACUCUUUCUCUUCUGUACCACUAGGUCCCACCUCUGCCGCCUCUUCCCCCGCCUCCGCUCCAGCUGCACCUCAGGUCCAGGGCCCAGGAACAGCUCCGACACCUCCCCCCGCCGCAGUGACAGCCGUCGCUGCAGUCGCCAUGGCACGCUCCCCGUCCCCGUUCAGCAAUCUCUCCAACAACACCUCCGUCACGCCCUCCCAGCGCACAGCCCGCCCCGAUCGCAGCGACAGCGCCGCCACGCACCCAAACGCGCGCAAACGCUCACCGCCCUCUGCCUCGGGUCCCGCUGCGCUCGGCAUCCUCAAGGCCCUCGACCCGCACCACCAAGAGGCACACGGCGGGCACAUUCAGCAUCAGCACUCGGUCGGCGAUCUGUCCGAGGACUCGCAUCACACUGUGCCUGUGCAUGCGCCGACGCAUGGCCAGACGCCGUCGGUGGAGCUUAUUGGCUCCAAGGAUCGCAAGGAGCGCAAAGGGUGGCUGGAUGGGAUGCUGCGGGAUCGCGAUAGGGACAGAGAUAGAGACAGAGAUCGGGAGAGAGUGAGAGAGGGCGGGAAGGGCAAUGCGUCGGUGAGAGAGCGCAGAGAGGAGGAUCAGUCGCAUGAGAUUACGCGCAUGAUAGGAUAUUUAACUGCGACUGCGUCGGAGGACUGGUCGCUCGUGCUCGAGGUGUGCGAGCGUGCGUCAGCGAACGAGACGAAUGCCAAGGAGGCGGUCAAGGCGCUCCGACGAGAGUUCAAAUAUGCCGAGCCGUCUGCACAACUUUCGGCCGCACGCCUGUGGGCGAUUAUGCUUCGAAACGCGUCUGAAACGCUUCUCAGUCAAAUCUCGUCACGCAAGUUUAUUGAAACGCUGGAGGAUGUGUUGACGUCAACACGUACCUCCCCCGUCGUCCGCGAACGGCUGAUGGAGGUUCUGGCCGCCGCAGCGUAUAUCUUUUCUUCUCGAAGUCACAAUGUCUCCAAGGAACGGGAUAAAGAUGGUUUCCGUCAGUUGUGGGCGAGGCUCAAGCCUGCCGACAAACCCGACGGAGGCAUCCCUUUCGACAACGAAGAUGUCAUGUUCAGCCCACCUAUGAUGAACGCACCAUCACAACAAUGGCAGUAUUCGCAGGAUUCAUUGCCGUCCUCAGUCCCUGAUCAUCAGCAUCAUCAACACCAAGGGACGCCACCCUCUACCGCACCUCUGUCGCGUUCACCUACGAUGCCCAUACAAUCGCCACCACGCAAAAAAUCGCCACGUGGAUCUCGGAGCCAGAACCAUAUUAUACCACCAGAUGAAGACAUCCGGCGGCUGUUCCAGGAGUGCAAGAUUGCGCGUGGCAACGCAAAUCUGCUCGCGAGCAACCUGCUGAAUGCCCUCCCAGAGGACAUCGAGCUACCAAUCAAUCGGGAAUUCUACCAAAAGUGCCGUCUCUCGCAGGAGCUCAUCUAUACCCAGAUCCCGUGGGCUUCUGCGGGUGCCGAGCGGUCGCGCGCCGAGGCGCUGAAUGGGCGGAGCCGCUCGGGGCAGAACGGCGUGAAUGCGGGGUCUGACGGGGGCCAGCAGGCUGAUAUGACUAUUGAGGAGCGGCUGUUGGAGGAGUUGUUGGCGGCGAACAGCGCGUUGUUGGAGGUGUUGAGGAUGUAUGAUGAUUAUGCGCGGCUUGUGUCGGAGAGGCAUGUGGAGGAGAGGAGCAAGCGAGAGGUGAGGCAUGAUCCUAGGCAGCAGCAGCCGGCGAACGGCGAGCAUUCUGCUCAGGAUGAUGCCAGACCAUCGCACGUGCCACCUCCGGUACCACCACGCACGCCGUCACCAUCCCCGCCGGGCUCGCCCUCGCCGCGACAAGCGUAUGGGCUGCCAGCGGUGCACCCGAACGCGGCGCACCCGUUGCCGAUGCCGCCGAAUGUACCGAACGUGGCGUCGCCGAUGCCGCAUCACCCGCCGGUGCACUACCCGGUGUCGCCGCCGACGCAGACGACGACGCCGACGAUGCUCGCGCCGCCGAUGCAGGCGCACCCGAUUGGGCCGCGGUCGCCGAUGCAGCAGCAGCAGCUGGCGCAUUCGCGCUCGCCGUCGCUUGAGAAGGUGCUGGCUGUUACGAGGCCGGUGCGGUCGGAGAGCUUGGAUAAUGGGGUGAUGAUGCAAAAGAGCCCGCCGAUGCUGCAGCAGACGUAUGUGCCGGCGUAUGUAUCAGGGGCGGGGGCAGGAGCGCAUCCAUCGGUGUUGCAGCCGGGGUAUUACGAUGUGCCGGAGGCGAUGGAGCGGUUGAGGGUGAAUGGGGAGGAGGGCGAGGUGGGGUACGAUAUGCCGUAUCGGCCGAGCGAGAAGGCGUUGGGGAAGCGGAGGGUUGUCGAGGAUCCGGAAGACUAUGCAACGAACAACGACCCAUAUUCGAACGGCAGAGACGCGUACAACAGACGGGAGUCGUUCUCGGAUUCAGACUCGGACAAUGUGGGGCUUGUGCCGCGAGCAAAGCCGCAUUUUGUGUACGAUGCGGCUGCGGAGCGGACGGCACAGCGACUACGGAAUGGGCGGGUGAGCAUGCUCGUCAACGGCGUGCACUGAUCCCUCGCUUGGUUGCUUGUAUAUAGUCGCACAUCUACACGCCCUUUCUAUGCUCGGUGCGGUCUCUUGGUCGGCGCGUUAAACCGAGAGCUGCGAUUGUUGUACCAUACUGUUGAUGUUUUCCAGGUUGCUCACUAGUCGGUCCCCACGUUUCGUGUUGUCUCACAUCGUCCUAUUACAUACUGUCAUUCAUAUCCUAGUAGUAUUUAUUACGCAUUAACGCAUGAUGCAUGGGGAUUUUGUUGACUUGAAAAUUGAGGACAAAUAAUGUGCCAGAAGAGGAAUGGACAAGGUUGAGUUGGCUGGACACAAGCACCCACUGCUUCAACACCGCUCUUCCGACUCACCACCACCACCGACACUUUCUUUUCCUCCUCUCCUCU
This is a messenger RNA of Coniophora puteana RWD-64-598 SS2, 3232 nucleotides long. RefSeq lists its product as uncharacterized. NCBI's taxonomy places the organism in Eukaryota, Fungi, Basidiomycota, Agaricomycetes, Boletales, Coniophoraceae. The transcript is spliced from 10 exons. Gene Ontology annotation, molecular function: phosphatidylinositol binding; ubiquitin binding. Gene Ontology annotation, cellular component: actin cortical patch. The coding region runs from base 18 to 2849 and encodes 943 amino acids. The record is from RefSeq and is a predicted model, not a curated record. Gene Ontology annotation, biological process: actin cortical patch localization; endocytosis; actin filament organization.